UUCAAAAAAAUAAUUAAUUUUUAGGAUCUUGUCAAGCAUAAGCAUACCUUAAAUGGCUUCUUCAAGUUUAAACGUUCACAACGAGAGUUACCGGUAUGAUGUUUUUUUGAGCUUCUGUGGUGAAGACACCCGCAAGACCUUUGUUGAUCAUCUUUAUGUUGCGUUUGAGCAACACAGUAUUUGCACUUUCAAGGAUGACGAGAGACUCAAGAAAGGAAAAAGGAUCAGUGAUGAGCUCUUACAAUCCAUUGAAGACUCCAGACUCUACAUUAUUGUUUUUUCCAAAAACUACGCAUCUUCAUCAUGGUGCUUAAACGAGCUUCUGAAGAUCAUGGAGUGUCAUAAGAUGAACGGGCAGACUGCUUUCCCCGUGUUCUAUGAUGUGGAUCCCUCUGAAGUCCGAAAACAAACUGGAUCAGUUGGGAAAGCCUUUGCCAUACAUUCAAACAAGAAUAAAUUAGAGGUUGAAAAAUGGAGAGGAGCUCUUAAAGCGGCAGCCGAUUUGUCUGGUUGGGAUGUGAGGAAGACUGCUAAUGGGCAUGAAGCUAAAGUCAUAAAAUUUAUUAUUGAGCAUAUUGCACUCGAGUUACGUCCCAUUGAUAUUGGCGUUGAUAAAAAUUUAACAGGCAUAGAACAAAGAAUACAUGAUCUCAAUCCGUGUUUAGAGCUUGGUAUAAAUGAUGUUCGUAUGAUAGGGAUCAAGGGUAUGGGAGGUGCUGGGAAGACAACUUUGGCGUGGGCUAUUUAUGAUAAAAUAUCGUUUAAUUUUGAAGGUAAAAGCUUUGUUGAAAAUGUGAGAGAAAGAACCUCUCAGUUUGGUUUGAAUAAAUUACAAGAACAAAUCCUUAAAGAUGUAUUAAAUGAAGGCAUUAGUGUACAGGGUGUUCAAGAAGGGAGAAACAUAAUGAGAAAGAAGUUGUGUGGUAAAAAAAUUCUUCUUGUUCUCGAUGAUGUGGAUCAUAAAUACCAGCUUGAGAUGUUAGCCGGUGAUACUACUUGGUUCAAGCCAGGAAGUAGAAUUAUAAUCACAACUAGAGAUAGGCAGGUGCUUGAAGCACAUAGAGUGAAAGUGGUACUUGAUGUCAAUCUUUUAUCAGAUGAGGAGGCAAUUUGCCUCUUUAGUAGGCAUGCAUUCGGGAAAGAUAUUCCAAAUCAAGGGUAUGAAAGGCAUUCACGCAAAGUUGUAAGUUAUGCUGCUGGUCUUCCCUUAACAAUCAAAGUUUUGGGUUCUGAUCUAUGUGGUAAAGAUGAUAGCGAAUGGACAAAUGCCUUAGAAAGACUCAAAACAAUUCCAUUAAAGGAAACUCUUAAUAUACUGGAACUAAGUUAUGCAAACCUAGAGGACGACCACAAGCAAAUAUUCCUAGACGUGGCAUGCUUCCUAAGAUAUGAGGAGAAAGACAAGGCAAUAAGAAUCCUUGAAAGCUGCGGAUUUUACGCUAAAUAUGGUCUAAGAGUUCUUGAGCAAAAAUCUCUAAUCGUAACUUCAAUAAGAGAUAAUCGUGCAAUCAUAGACAUGCAUGACCAUCUAGCAGAAUUGGGAAGCAAUAUUGUACGUCGUGAGCAUGCAGAUGAGCCCAACAAACAUAGCCGAUUGUGGGUGCAAGAAGAGAUCGAACAUGUCUUGGCUAGUGACUCGGAUAGUGAAGCGGUAAGAUGUAUAGCACUAAACAUCACUCCUGAAAUUGUUUUGGAGGGUCUUGAAAAAAUGAACAAGCUUAGAUGUCUUCUUGUGAAGGGGAAAGAGUUUGACUACGAUUGUAUUAUUAAUGAAGCUUGUCAAUACUUUCCAAUUUCGUUACAAUGUCUAUUUUGGAGAGGAUACCCUCAUUGGCAUUUACCCAAAACAUUUGAAGCUAACAAUCUUGUUGCACUUGAAAUGCCUGAUAGCAAAAUCGAACAACUUUGGGGAGAGGGAAAGGUUAUGAAGAAGCUCAAAUUCCUUAAUUUGGGUUAUACGAAGCUAAUAACCCUUGACCUUAGGCUGACACCCAAUCUUGAGAGGUUAGAUCUUAGAUCUUGUGAAUAUUUGCAAAAACUUGACGUGCACAGUGGAUGUCUGAAAAGCCUUGUCUACUUAAACUUAAGUUAUUGCACUCUUUUGGAAUCACUUGAGUUUAUUGAGCAGUUGGAAUCACUUGAGGUUCUUGAUAUAGAUGGACAAGUAUACAUGACGGAAUUCCCGGAUUAUAUAACAACAGGGCACUCCAUCAAUAGUUUGCGUGAGCUUCAUCUUUUAUGCAAUAAGAUAGAAGAAGUACCCUCCUCAAUUGGAAAUCUUCAUAAGCUUGUCUCUCUAGAACUCAAUUGCCAUGGCAAGAUUCUUCCAAGAAGCAUUUGUAGUUUACGACAUUUGAGAACUCUUGCCCUUUAUUCAACAACAGGCAUAGAAGAACUGCCGGGGGACCUUGGCCAACUGGAAUGUUUAGAAAACCUUGAUUUAAGAUGUAUUAAAGUUAAACAUCUCCCUGGUAGCAUUUGUAUGUUGAAAUAUCUGAAAACGCUAUUUCUUUACAAAUGUGAGCUUCUUGAGAAGUUACCUGAGGAUGUUGGCCAAUUAGAAUCUUUGGAGAAAUUAGAUCUACUAGAAUGCACAAAUUUAAGAGAUAUUCCUAGCAGUAUUUGUAAGUUGAAACAUCUCAAAGAGUUGAAGCUUGUACACUGUAAGAGGCUUGAGAAAUUGCCUGACAAGCUAGCAGAUAUAGAAUGUUUACAACUGUUAGAUAUUCAGUGUACCAGCAUCACUCACCUUCCACCGACGCUGAAAGGUUUGAAAAUCUUCAGAUCUGAAUUUUACGAUCAAGUUGUAGUUGAUGAAAUUAUACUUGAUGAUUCUAUAGAUAAUGAAAUUACACACGAUGAUUCUAUAGAAGAUGAUUCUAUAACAAGUGCCAGCAGCCCUUGGGCCAUCUCAAAAGUUGAUGAUUUUAUACAUGAUGAUUCUAUGGUUGAUGAUUUGUAUGUUGGAACAUCUCAAAAGUUGGAUCUUGAAGGCUGGAGGAGGCUUCGGAAUGUUUACAAUAUACGAGCAACUGGCGUAACUCAUCUUCCGUAGAGCAGUUCUUCGUUGAAAGAAACAAAAGAAAAGAAAAGUCUAGUUAGUUAAAUCUAGAUGUCCCCAAUCGCAAAGAACGGGUACUCCCUCUCUCAGCUACCUUUAUUGAAAGUCAACAUAUACUGAAAAAUAGCACAUAUGUAAUCAAAUAUGAAUGCGUAACAUGUUACUUGGUCUUCUGAUCUCAUGGUGCUUUUAGUUACCUCACAUGUGUACUUUGAUCUAAUUUUGCUAAGUUAAUCACGGAUGUAUUAUUAUUGUUAAGUUGCGGAUCCAUGAAUGAGUCAAUCAAGAAUUCAAAAGUUUGACCACAUGAAUAUGCAACCCUUGUAAUUAAACCAUGCUUGUGU
This is a messenger RNA of Helianthus annuus (common sunflower), 3405 nucleotides long. RefSeq names its product disease resistance protein RUN1. Gene Ontology annotation, biological process: signal transduction; defense response. The record is from RefSeq and is a predicted model, not a curated record. The transcript has 4 exons. NCBI's taxonomy places the organism in Eukaryota, Viridiplantae, Streptophyta, Magnoliopsida, Asterales, Asteraceae. Bases 53 to 3055 code for a protein of 1000 amino acids. Gene Ontology annotation, molecular function: ADP binding.